CCCAUGGCCAGCCAGUCCAAGACCACGAUGAAAACAUGACGGUCCAGUGCAGAUACCGUACCCGCCUGUUUGCCAGCACCAUCAGCCACACCUUCUUCUUUAAGACCAAGAACAUAUCUUCAUGUUCAUCCGUUCCUUACAAGUCCUCAGAGGCCCUUUCCCAGCUCUUGAAAGUGCAUCCACCAGUUGAACUAAGCACGCAUGCUGCAGCGCAGGGAGGCCAACUCCUGCAGUGGUCCAGCCCGUACCCCACCUUCUCCUCCUGGAGCAAAAUCCACCUGACCUAUCAACUCAAUUACAGGAGAGUGGGACAGGUCCCCUGGACUAUUGAGAAUUUGAGAGGCACAAAUUUCACUUUAGAGGCCGAGUCUCUCUUGGUGUGUUGUUGGUAUGAGGCCAGGGUGAGGGCCAGAGGAAAGAUUGGCCAGUGGAGUGAGUGGAGCCCCCUGGUGAAGUGGCCGAGCGCUCAGCCCCCUAGGCAGGUUCCCAGCCUCCAGUGUGUGUUGGAUGGAGAAAAUGAGGUGACAUGUCAUUGGGAGAUGAGUACAGACCUAGUGAACUUUAUUACUUACCAGCUGGUCUGUCGACAAAACCAGACGGCACCGUCUGAAAAGUGCUGUGUUAACUCAUCAGUGAGUGCUGACUCCACGAGGGCGGUGCUGAGGUACAGCUGUUCUCUGACGGUCCCAGACCCAGAACAUCUCCUGCUAGAGCUCAUCCCAAGACACAGAGUCAAGGCCUUCAAAGCCCACCAACACAUCCGUCCCAAGUGCCCAGGCCAAGUGACGGUGACGGAGAGAGGAGAGGACUGGGUGGUGAAAUGGGAAAAACCAAGCCAAGAGUCACAACUCCAACUGCGUUAUCAAGUUUCCUACUGGAACGCACAAAACCAGGAAGACAUUCACUUCAAGGAUGUCCAAGAGGGUUCCAUGUCCCUGACUGUCCAGGAUGUGUCGCUGGCCCCCUCCCAGCGCUACAAGGUCAAGGUCAGGACUCUGCUGGUUCCUGGAGAAGGGCCCCGCUAUGAAGGAAGUCCCUCUGAAUGGACCAAACCUGUGGAUUGGACUUCACGCCCAGCCAAAUGGACUUUUUCCACCUUUCUUUACGUCUUCUUGAGUGUGAUAGUCACCAUAGCCUUCUUUGCUCUGUACUGCACCGUUCCAGCCUGUCAGAGAAAGGUAGCUAGGUGGGUGGCGUCUGUUCCCUCUCCAGACAAGAGUAACGUUUUUUCUGAGCUCAAGUGUCCCGGCAACAGCUGGACCCUCAUGCUGCGUGAAGACACUUACAUCUGCAAAGUGCAAAACCUUGAGAGCUCGUUGAAAUGUUAUUCGGAGGCUCUGCUGUUGCACUUGAAGGACCCUGAAAACAAAAUGCCCCCUGUGUCCGCGGACGGCGGCUGUUGGGACUGUGAAGAGCUGCCCUCUACUGUGGACAAAGAGACCUGCACUGAAACAACAGCCUGGAGCUUCAGUGGUCCAUACAUCUUUUGCAAAAUGAUAUCUGAACCAGAUCAGAAGUCUGCGGACAUCCAGGGUGAAAAAGAAAAGGAAGACACCGUCUCAGAUGGAUCUCCACCUCUUCCCCCCAAUCAAUUUGUCAUGUCUCUACCUGGUUCCAACGUCGGCCACGUGCCCAACUGCAGCCCCUCCAGGUCAACAGAGGAAGCUGUAUCCCACAGUAACGACAAUGGAACCACAACUGGACAUGACGGCAGUAACCUUGGCAACCAAGAUGCAGACGUCACCCAAACGUCACCCACCAAGCCAAGUAUCACCUGUUCCACCACCGGCCAAUUUGGCAACCACUCUGCCUACGUCAGAGGAGAGUUUCUGCCCUGGCAUCAGGGGGGCGCCCUGCAGCCAUCGGCUCACUAAGUUCUCCACCAUGGCACAAGAAAGUGGGUUGUACAGAUCCCCACGGAAACAGAUCUGAAUUCUUUUUGCAACCAACAAAUCUUGCAGAAAGCAGCAAGUAU
Messenger RNA from Lampris incognitus (smalleye Pacific opah), 1975 nucleotides. It is a transcript of the gene csf2rb, whose product is annotated as colony stimulating factor 2 receptor subunit beta. Bases 36 to 1874 code for a protein of 612 amino acids. The record is from RefSeq and is a predicted model, not a curated record. Gene Ontology annotation, cellular component: external side of plasma membrane. Gene Ontology annotation, molecular function: protein binding; cytokine receptor activity. NCBI's taxonomy places the organism in Eukaryota, Metazoa, Chordata, Actinopteri, Lampriformes, Lampridae. Gene Ontology annotation, biological process: cytokine-mediated signaling pathway; immunoglobulin mediated immune response. The transcript is spliced from 13 exons.